GCACCCAAAGAAAUCUUACUGCAUGAACUGGAAAGACUACAGAAAGUGUUGUCAAACAACUUGCUUGAAGCCAAAGAACACAUAAGAAAUUCUGUUGAAGAUUUCAUGGAAGACAAAGUACGCAAAUUGGGCCCAAUGAUAGGUCACUACUUCUCUACAUUCCAAUCAUUAAAUGUCAUGACAAGAAAUGAUAUGGACCGGGCAGUUAAAAAAAUGUAUUGUUUCAAAAGUAUCCGAGAUGCAGAAGAGGAGCUGUUUCAAGCGGAGCAAGACUGGGACUCUUUCUUGAAAGAAGUAGAUCAUACGUUUGAUCGUUUGUGUGGUUCAGUAAAUGAUAAAGAGCUUGGCUCAUAUGGACCGUGUGAACUUAAGUUAACUGAUGUUUCUACAGAAAGGUUAGUGUAGUAGGAGAUAUGGUGGCAUGCAUGAAGCCUGUGGGCUUUCCGUAGGGGCAGAUCUAGGAGGGGUCAAACUUGUGCAAAGUGUUGAAACUGUUUUAUCGCCAAUCCUAUUUCCAAAAUGUAGACCCUAAAAGUUAAUCAUUCAUUGGUAGUAAACGUUGAAGUUCAAAGAAUUUCUAAAGAAUUGUUAAUGACAUCUGUGGGUAGCUUUGCCCAAGCCAGCCCAUCUGAUAGGGUGCGAUAAAAAAUCAGAAAUUCUGCGAUUUUCAAGGUGGAUUGUGCAAUAAGAUAGGACUAAUAUGCAAUAAAUUAUGCAAUUUUUUCAGGGCUAAUUAACAUUGUUUUACCAGGUUUCAAAGGAGAAAAAUCACUUUAAUGUUGUUUAACAGGCAAUUGGAAUGUAAAAUAAUAAUAAAACAUCUAUUUUAAAACAAAUCAGUUAAAUUUGUCUAAUUACCUUACCCGGAAAAGAAAACACAUAAAAAGAAAGAAAAAGGACACUUGUUUAACAUUACAUGAUGCCGUUACACUGCUGACCCGGGGGGGGAGGGGUACUGCCAUAUAUUGGCUAUAUAGGUAUGUGCCGCUGUGAAGGGUAUAGUUUUCAGGCAGUUUACUCUAGGAUAGGGUAUAUAAAUCAGAGUGUUUGGGUCUAGAAUAGGGUAUCAUUUUUCAGGAAAAUGAUCAGUUGGUUGAAGAUUUCAUCUAGACAAGGGAAACAGCUACUCUAGGAUAGGGGGGAUUUGGGGAGUUUACUCUAGUAUAGGGUAGCAAAAUUCAGCUGAACUAGCUCUGGUAUAGGUUAAGGGUUCCAGGGUCCCAGCGGCACAUCCCCACCCAGAAAUUCCUAAAUUACCCCCCCCCCCGGACUGCUGACCACACUGCAUGUCUCUGAAAUCAAAAUGGCUCCUCAGAUAUGAUACUGCGAUCGAAGGUUUCAGAUGCCUUGCAAGGCUUUCUUUAGUGCUAAAUCACCUUAAGUAACAUUAAGAUUGGGAAAAUAUUUGAUUAAAGUUAGAAUUUAUUGUUGGCUUUACUUGAAUUUAGCAUUUUUUAAUGAAUUAUGAGAUUUUCCCCAAAUUGUGCGAUCAGAUGCAACUGUUUGAGGUGAAUUGUGCGAAGUCGCACCAUUGCGUAAUAUAAGAUGGCCUGCCAAGCAUCUUAGAUCUGUUGCAAAAUAGGAACUUAAAGCAAAUCGCUAUGGCAACCUCUACUACAGUGGCUGGAAGUAAAAGAGCCCAAAAAUGACACACUGCGCAUGCUUAGAAAUGACUGUUCACCAUAACGCCAAAUCCUACAUCUUGAAGAUCUGUUUAAUAAGUGGCGUACUCGCUAUAUAGUGCAUGAGUAUAAAAGUCACCUUUUCUCCUUUUUUUACAAUUACCGGUUUCAAAACGUUUCAUAGAUUGUUUUUCACUUAUCAAGAAAGCAUUUGACGCUUCUGGUUUUCCAGUAAUUAUCAUGAAUUAUGUCUUCGGCUUCCCUGUGUUUUACUAACAGUGAAAGCAAAUGGUCGAGAAACCCCGCAGUCUCUGUUUUUGGCGCCACUUUCUUUAAGUUGAAAUUUGGCAGGCUACAGACUGAUGUACUCUCCCCAGGGCUACACAUCCACUCGUACGAAUGCCGUAGUAGAGAUCGCUGUAUCGAUUUGCUUAAAGUCCCUAAAAUCUCUUCUCGGGGGAGCUCCAGCGAUUCCCAGAAGCAGCUUUUUGUUGCAAGAAUUUUGCAAGAACUUUUUGGGCGAGUGGUGUUAAAAUUUAAUCACUUUGAACUGAAGAACAUCACUUUCAAUCAGAAUAUAUUAUUUUCUAAUGCUGUGUUAGACUUAGUUAAUCACAGUGGUUUUUCAGUUUGAAUUUCUCCAAUAAGUGCUGCAUCGAGGCUACAGUGCUUCUUAACUCUUUUGUCCCAAAUGUGGCCAUUAUUAAUUUGAGGGCAGUGCUUAAUCAGGGGCAGGCUUAUUCCAGUAAAUUGGGUUAAAAACCUUUCACAGUUUUCUUGAGCUUUCUGUGAUGUCAAUCAUGCAAUAAUUUUUUUUAUCAUAAAUUUGAUGAUUGACAUCAGUCAUCAAUUGCUAAUAUGGAAAAUCUUCCAAAUUUGGUUGGUGCUAGGUGGUUAUGAAAAAUUAGAAACGAAUAAUAAAGUGAUUUUCUCUUCAAGGCAAUUCUCCAUUCAAGACUUGCUAACCUCAGCAUCCACUGUCUUGGUAAUUCUGCGUCAUUUUGCAUGACUGCCAUGACGUGAGCAUGUGGCCCAAGUGGAAGCAUGCAAGGCAGAAUUUGAGGCCCAUAAUGGACAAGUUGUUGUCAUCAGCUUCGGAAAUGUGGUAAGCAUCAAAUUAGCCUGCUUUGCUGACUAACUAAGCAGGUAUAUUGUCCUGAGGGUGUCCAUAGACAGUAGGUUGAACAGGGGCGGAUCUAGGUGGAGGGUGCAGGGGGUGUGCUCCCCCCCCGGAAAUGACCUUCGGCUUUCUAAUACAACUGAUAUUCCGUAUUAGAAUUUGUUUAAGUCACCAGUCAGUUACGCCAUUCUUUAGUGGUGUACCCCUCGUACAAAAAAUCCUGGAUCCGCCCCUGUUGAACAGUAAUGUAUAGAUUUAGCCAGGGCUAAAAGCGAAGCUCUCGUUAAUAUCUUUAGUUUACUGAAACAAAAUAUAAAAUCGUGUAAUGCUAAGCGGCGACGGCAACAAAAACAGACAAAAAAGCAGUAGGUCUAAUUAGCAAAAAACAUCAGCACGUGCAGCACACUUUUUUUGUACAUUUCUUUGCCGUUGGUUUGCACAACGACAACGUGAAACUUUUAGAAACGUCCGAGUUAUGGAGGAAAAGUUGUGUGUGGUCCUGUUCACUUUCUUUUUAAUGCCGCUCAUUUUUCCCUUGGUGGCCGCUAGCAUUUCUCAUUUUCUCACCCCCCAGUAUAAAAUUUUCAUGUUAUUCUUCAAACGAAAUUGGUUGCUCUUUCUCUGUUAUCCAGGCCAAUGUAGACAUUAACAUUAAGUCGAAAGAAAGAAUCGGCUUUGUUGUUGUUGUUUUUUAUCUCUAAAAGUCCUGGUGGCUAUGCGAUGUACCGCUUAAACCCGCUUAAAUUUCACCCCGGCUUACAUGAAGAGGUAGACGCACGUACGGACGUACUCCAUACGGACGAUUUUCUCAGAACCAAAAUUUCUCGUAUGCAAAGAUUACCAAAUUUUCUUACCCAUGGUGCUCCGCUGCGCGCGCUCUGCUCGCGAGAGCUCCGCUAUCAUUUUAUUUUAUUUUCAGGCUGGAGCUAGGAGGUGGCUGAAGGACACAAACUGCAAUCUGAGAAUGUUUGUUGAUCCAGAACGACAUCUUUACAGCGCCCUUGGUCUAAGGCGAUCAUUGACAAACGCUUGGAGUAUAUCUAAACUUGUUUUCUAUGCGGAGCAGAAACGAGCUGGGAGGAGGAUGUUUGAGGAGGAUGAUCCUAAUCAGAUUGGAGGAGAUUUUAUUUUAGAUGAGCAGGGAAGAUUGGCAUUAAUUCAUCGCAGUAAAAUUCCAACUGACAAACCUUCAGUUGAAGAACUCUUGAGUUGUGUCAAGGACCUGGAUAGAGCAAAAGCAAACUCGUAAUGAUUUUAAGAGAAGAAUUUAACGAAAGUAUUGUAAUUCAAUUCUUUCUUAGUUAAACCCUAUUUCCAUUGUUUACACUAAAUGCCAUACAUUGCCAACUGAAAAAAGCCGAUGACAGCCUUGGCAAGACGGGUAAUCAAAACCUCAGUUUUUUAAUCUCUUUAGGGUUGUAAUUUGACUUGAUCAACUCAGUUGAUAAAACCAUUUUUUUUCUUUCACUGCCCCAUCGAUGCAACACCACAGUUUCUUGAGAAAGUAACUCCUGUAUACGUAUGUGUAACCAGCCGAUUCGCCCAACGGCGAUUUGCCCGCAGUAGAAGAGAGACUUAGAGUUACGUUCAUGGCAAACGGCAAACGUGAAUUUGUACCACGUGACCAAGAUUCCCCUUACGGUAACUUGUGCUUUACUAUUCAUUACUUUUACCCCAAAAUUAAUAGUUUCACGUUAUUUUUGUC
This is a messenger RNA of Porites evermanni, 4447 nucleotides long. NCBI's taxonomy places the organism in Eukaryota, Metazoa, Cnidaria, Anthozoa, Scleractinia, Poritidae. The record is from the annotation of a GenBank genome assembly.